AUGGGGUACAAAAAGGUUAGCGAUUACCAGGACUGCAAGCUUCGUGGCCAAGAUCGAACUACAGAAGUGGCUGACCCGUCCCGUAAUCAGAGAAAAGUCAACCGCAGCGACUACCCACUUCAGGAUGCACUAGCUAGCAUAUGCAUCUCGAAGCCUUCCGCCCAACAUAUCGCCUUGGCUGUCCAGUUGCAGGCCCGUAAGCGUCGGGUACAUCUCACAAUCGCGGACACUAGCGAUGUUACGGAUAGCCUCAUUCCGGAUCUGAGUGGCGUGUGGGGGGGGCUGCGGGAGUUGUCGGGUGCGCGGGCCGCUGCCAGAUCAGGGACGGGGAACCAGUCCAGGCCCGGGGCCGCGAGCGAUAGCCGGCCAUGUGUGCAGGAUCCGGCAAGUAGCAGGAUCGAACUUGAUAUAUUCCGUGAGGUUUACCUGUUCACGAGCGCCAGACACCAGAAGGGGUGGAAAAAGUGGGGUCCUCGAUUGAAGAAUUUUGCUCGCGCCUUGUGCGGGGUCCGCGGUCGUGGUCAACAUGAUUUUCCUAAGUCUCUAGUAGGUGCCCUCGCCGGGCUCGAUAGGGCACACGCUCUCUGCGCCAAGCAAUCCCUCGCCGAUCGCGAUUGGAGGAGGGCCAAGAUGUAUCUGCAUGCGGCAACAGGAAGGGUAGUUGGCCUACUACGAGAUGGAGCAAUUUGUGAGGACAUGGUCUGCGAGGUUCAAGGUUUGAAGUACUCCUUAUUUCUGACUUGACUCUCCUCUGACACUGGAUGUUUCAAAACCCAGGCUCUAUCGCCCCCUUUCCUCUGGCACAUACUCUCGAGAGGUUAACAAGUCAGUAUCGGCACCUACAUACUUUGUUUACCUUUGCAAAAUCCAGACGCCUGCGUUUUGCUCUUCAAUGCGAUGUCUCUGUCGACAUUGUCCCAAAGCCUCACGAGAUUUCCCCUGAACUUCAAUCUUCUGGCGUGGCAUGUAAGAUCGUCAUACCCAGCGACUGCCCUGACGUCACUAUGGCGGAAGAGGUUCGGGGUCUUGCAGAAACCGGGGAACAGUCUUCCGGUUUGGGGAAUGCGAACGUCAAUUCCCAGAUCCAUUGCGAACGUUCGCUGGUUGGAUAUUUGGCAAGUAUGGGGUGGGAGGCCGGAGGUGCUGAAAAUGCAGUCCACACUGGAAGCAUGGUUGGUGGUACCAGGGGCGAGUGGAGCCGGGGCACUAGUGGGGGCACAGAGGACGUCAACUGGGUAUCAGUUCCUCCAUUCACCGGCAUUGGUGUGUCUAAGCCGGCUUGUAGCGCCUGUAAGAGUUGGAUGGAUGGGAUCAGUUUGCAGGGAGGUCCCAAAUUCCGUGUGACCGGACCGUCUGAUGAUUGCGCAGUUGUCGCGCAUAUGCAAACUACGUAA
Molecule: messenger RNA, 1394 nt
Organism: Tuber aestivum (summer truffle)
Lineage: Eukaryota; Fungi; Ascomycota; Pezizomycetes; Pezizales; Tuberaceae
Source: the annotation of a GenBank genome assembly